AUGAUCUCUCAGGAUGAAUGGGUGAAGAAUAUCCAGGACAUAAAGGGGGAAGUGCUGUGUGUGCCGCAAUUUACGCUCCACGACGCCCUGGAAAAGGGGAAAAAGUAUGAAAAAGCUGACGAAGACGCUGUACGUCAAAUAUACGAUUACUUUAUUGAACAGCUUCGCGAAGCCUGCCUGCCAGAUCAGGUGAAUAAUAGCGUCUUGGAAACGAAGGUGGAUGUUGAGCUGCUCGAUGAUACACCCAUACGUUUCAACUAUCACAGUGCAGACGAAACGGUCAAGAUUAAAAUCAAUACCCAGAUGGCGAAGAAAGGAAAACUCGAAGACGGGAAGUAG
Molecule: messenger RNA, 339 nt
Organism: Penicillium longicatenatum
Lineage: Eukaryota; Fungi; Ascomycota; Eurotiomycetes; Eurotiales; Aspergillaceae
Exons: 3
Coding region: 1-339 (112 amino acids)
Biological process (GO): tRNA metabolic process
Cellular component (GO): cytoplasm
Molecular function (GO): D-tyrosyl-tRNA(Tyr) deacylase activity
Source: RefSeq, a predicted model, not a curated record